AUGUUUGAAUUCGGAUGGAGGAAUUAUAUGGAAUACGCGUUUCCGGCAGAUGAACUAGAUCCUAUUCACUGUCGAGGACGUGGUCAUGAUCACGAGAAUCCAGACAAUAUCAACAUAAACGAUGUUUUAGGAGACUACUCGUUAGGCCUUAUUGAUACACUCGACUCUCUUGUUGUUUUCGGAGAUCAUGACGAAUUCAAGCGAGCCGUAAAUCUGGUCAUCAAAACUGUUUCAUUUGAAAAAAAUACCACGGUCCAGGUUUUCGAAUCAACAAUUCGAGUGAUGGGUGGUCUUUUGGCAGCUCAUAUGAUUGCCGCAGACAGCACAAACCGUUUUGGUCCAUUCUAUAUGUCUGAUUACGGCGGGGAGCUACUGACGCUUGCGCAUGAUCUUGCUGGACGUCUUGUUCCUGCAUUUGAAGGAACUGCCACAGGAAUUCCUUAUACGCGUGUCAAUUUACAAAAAGGUGUGCUUCCGGGUACCACAAACUCCACGUGUACAUCUGGUGCUGGAUCUUUGUUGUUGGAAUUUGGUGUCUUGUCAAAGUUACUUGGAGAUGAUUCAUAUGAAAGAAUGGCAAGACGUGUCAAUGAGAAGCUAUGGACGUUGAGGAAUGAAGCGACUGGCUUACAUGGGAAUCUCAUCGAUAUUCAGACUGGAGAAUGGAUUGGUCACUUAUCUGGACUCGGAGCUGGAAUCGACUCAUUCUAUGAAUAUAUGCUAAAAUCGUAUAUACUAUUUGGAGAUCAACGUGAUUUGGAUAUGUACAAUGAGUCAUUUCUACGGAUUGUGACCUACAUGCGCCGAGGACGAUCUGUAUGUGCUGAUCUGGAAGGAGAUAUUCCAAUAUAUGUGAAUGUUGAUGCCAGAGACGGUAGUACAUCGAACACUUGGAUGGAUUCUUUGCAGGCCAGUUUCGCAGGAGUUCUCGUGUUAGCUGGAGAAGUAGAUGAAGCAGUAUGUCACCAUGCAUUCUAUUAUGCUAUAUGGAAGAAGUACGGAGUCCUUCCAGAAAGAUUCAACUGGCAACUGCAAGCUCCUGACGUGUCUUUCUAUCCACUUCGUCCUGAAUUUGUUGAAUCCACGUAUCUUCUGUAUACUGCCACCAAAAAUCCGUUUUAUCAGCAUGUUGGUCUGGAAAUCCUCGAGUCACUGGAGACGAUUACGCGAGUGAAGUGUGGUUUUGCUACUGUUCAUGAUGUAGCAGAUAGAAGUCUUGAAGAUCGUAUGGAAUCAUUCUUCUUAUCCGAAACUCUCAAAUACCUCUAUCUGCUUUUCGACACAGAUCACCCUAUUAAUAAAGAAGAACAAGAGAGAAUACUGUUUUCAACUGAGGGUCAUAUAUUUCCAAUAACUUCGCUCUUCAAUACCCCUCCCAGUCCGCCAUCAUUACUAGAUCCUCCACUUUCUAUUUUGCCACGUAGAAAUGCUUCAUUUUGUGAAACUGCCACUGAAUUUUCAGCAGGGAUUACACCGCUUCGACACUCUCAAAUGAGCCACUUGUUCAAAACAGUUGGAGUGGAUACAAAUCUUCAUAAUUGGGUAUAA
Caenorhabditis remanei is the source of this 1548-nucleotide messenger RNA. RefSeq lists its product as uncharacterized. Gene Ontology annotation, cellular component: membrane; endoplasmic reticulum. NCBI's taxonomy places the organism in Eukaryota, Metazoa, Nematoda, Chromadorea, Rhabditida, Rhabditidae. The coding region runs from base 1 to 1548 and encodes 515 amino acids. Gene Ontology annotation, biological process: endoplasmic reticulum mannose trimming; carbohydrate metabolic process; mannose trimming involved in glycoprotein ERAD pathway. The transcript has 7 exons. Gene Ontology annotation, molecular function: mannosyl-oligosaccharide 1,2-alpha-mannosidase activity; calcium ion binding. The record is from RefSeq and is a predicted model, not a curated record.